AUUAUAUUUCAAUAAAAUAACUAAUGUGAAUAGAACGUGUAAAUAUAGACAAAAUUCUUAUUUCCGAUUAAAUUCCGGAUUAUCGAUCCGGUAAUAUAGCCAACGGCGGCGUCGAUCACAUUUCUCGUUUCUCCGAUGUUGAAACCUCAAGCGCCGUCGAUUACCUCCUCCGCUGCUUCCUCUCACUUCAUCUGCUGAUGAAACCGCCACAACCACCACCACUACCACCACCGUGUUCUGUUACUGUCGUUACUGAACACUCCUCAUCCUCCUCCAGUUCUCCGUCCAUUUCACCUGCUACUACCUCCGACAUGUGGAAUUACGUAUGGAUCCCUUUUCUGCUGUCUCUCAUGAAAGAGGUCAGCUCCGCUAACGCUGCUUCCGAGUCAAAAAUCUUCUUGCCCUCUGCUUCUGUUGCUGGUUUGACUUCAUCGUGUCCUGCGCCGGAUCCUAAGCUGAAUUACCGCCCGAUAAUCGGAAUUCUCAGCCAUCCAGGCGAUGGUGCCUCCGGUCGACUUAAUAACGCUACUAACGCCUCGUAUAUUGCUGCCUCGUAUGUCAAAUUUGUUGAAUCUGCCGGAGCUAGGGUCAUUCCUCUCAUCUAUAAUGAACCUUCGGAGGUUCUACAGAGUAAACUCAAUCUGAUCAAUGGAGUGAUCUUCACCGGUGGAUGGGCUAAGACUGGCCUGUACCUUGAUGUUGUAGACAGAAUUUUUAAGCAAGUUCUGAAGAAGAAUGAUGCAGGCGACCAUUUCCCAUUGCUUGCAAUAUGCUUAGGUUUUGAACUCCUAACAAUGAUUGUUAGCAAAAACAAUGAAAUCCUUGAAAGCUUUAGUGCAUCAGAUCAAGCUUCAACACUCCAGUUCAUUAAGAACAUAAACAUUGAAGGAACUUUGUUUCAAAGAUUUCCUCCUGAGUUACUUGCAAAGAUGAGCACAGAAUGCCUGGUGAUGCAAAACCAUAAAUUUGGCAUAUCACCAGAAACUUUUCAAGGAAACAUGGAACUCUGCAGUUUCUUCAAGAUCUUAACAACCAGUGUUGAUGAAAAUAACGAGGUAUAUGUAUCAACAGUUCAAUCAAAAAGUUACCCUGUGACAGCUGUCCAAUGGCACCCAGAGAAAAAUGCUUUUGAGUGGGGAUUAUCGAUGAUUCCACAUUCAGAUGAUGCAGUUCAAGUGACUCAACAUGUUGCCAACUUCUUUGUGAGUGAGGCUAGAAAAUCGUACAACAGGCCGCCUACAAAGGAAGUGCUGGAUAAUCUAAUUUACAAUUUCAGCCCCACUUAUUGUGGGUAUGCUGGGAAGGGAUACGAUGAGGUUUACAUCUUCACUGAUAAGAUUGCUCGAAUGUGA
Messenger RNA from Lactuca saligna, 1352 nucleotides. NCBI's taxonomy places the organism in Eukaryota, Viridiplantae, Streptophyta, Magnoliopsida, Asterales, Asteraceae. The record is from the annotation of a GenBank genome assembly.